UUAAUAAUGGGUGAUCAAGAAGUGAAGUUGUUAGGUCUAUGGGCUAGCCCUUUUAGCAAAAGGGCAGAAAUCGCGUUGAAGAUGAAGGGGAUCAGUUAUGAAUUUGUGGCGCAGGAUUUGUCUAACAAGAGCCCUGAGCUUCUGAAAUACAAUCCGGUUCAUAAGAAAGUCCCUGUGCUAUUACACAAUGGGAAGCCAAUUUGUGAAUCUGUAGUGAUUAUUGAGUACAUUGAUGAGACUUGGAAGUCUGGACCCUCUAUAUUGCCGGAAGAUCCUUAUGCCAGAUCCUUGGCUCGUUUCUGGGCAAAAUUCAUUGAUGAUAAGUGUCUUCCUGCUAUAUGGAAGGUCAGGAAGAGCGAAGAGGGGGAACGAGAGAAAGCCAUUGAAGAAGCAACAGAGCACUUAGUAACACUUGAAACCGAACUCAAAGGCAAGAAGUUCUUUGGUGGAGAUGAGAUCGGACUAGUUGACAUUACUGCUAAUUUCAUAGCACUUUGGCUUGUCGUCGUACAGGAGUUGGUGGGGAUAAAAUUGGUUACAAGAGAGAAGUUCCCAAGAUUAUGUGAAUGGAUUGAUGAUUACCUUAAUAACAGCGUUAUAAAGGAGACAUUGCCUACCCAAGAAGAAUUAGUAAACCGCUUCCGAGCUAAAUGA
Daucus carota subsp. sativus is the source of this 654-nucleotide messenger RNA. Its product is annotated as glutathione S-transferase U8-like. The transcript has 2 exons. Gene Ontology annotation, biological process: glutathione metabolic process. NCBI's taxonomy places the organism in Eukaryota, Viridiplantae, Streptophyta, Magnoliopsida, Apiales, Apiaceae. The record is from RefSeq and is a predicted model, not a curated record. Gene Ontology annotation, molecular function: glutathione transferase activity. The coding region runs from base 7 to 654 and encodes 215 amino acids. Gene Ontology annotation, cellular component: cytoplasm.